Molecule: messenger RNA, 990 nt
Organism: Astrephomene gubernaculifera
Lineage: Eukaryota; Viridiplantae; Chlorophyta; Chlorophyceae; Chlamydomonadales; Astrephomenaceae
Source: the annotation of a GenBank genome assembly
CAGCAUUCAUCAGCUUCCCGACCUUUCUGUAACGGGAGAGGGCUCAGAGCAGCCACCACGCCAAUCCACCUCCGGCCGGGCGCUCGUCCCUACCUUUCCCCGAGGCUCCUCCUUCGGCGCCCUUGCUCCCUCCGACACCCCCUCGCCACCCGCCGCACCACCGGCAUCAUCAGCCCUGAACACCUCCCCACCACCUCUCACCCCAACACCCGUCUGCAGCAGCGUCAUUCCCAGCCGCAUCGCACAUCAUUCCAGCCCCGGCUUCCAGUUCGAGGACAGCGCCACCCCCGCAACCACAGCUCCCCGCUCCGCCGCCGCUGCCGCAACAACAACACCCACCCGCCAGGCUCGCCGCUCCUCCGUCUGCACACCCUCCGGUAACAGCCCGGGCUUGCCAAACAACCUGGGCACCCCCGGUUGCUCCAACCUCAUGGCGUCCACUGAGCCCCACAGCUCCGGAUCCAACCUUCGUCGUACGCCGUCCCUCAUGCACGGCAUGAGUAUGGGUGACGGCCGAUGCUCUCAACAGAACCAGCAGCAGCAGCAACACCAGCAGCAGCACCAGCCUCUCGCCGUCUCCUCGCCCUCCCGAGCCUCCUCCUCCUGCCUGCCCCUCAGCGGCCCGCUACCGCAACCCCUCUUCCUAGCACAACCCCCCCAGCCUCAUCCGCUGUCGCCCCGUAACGCACACAACUCGCAGCUGCAUCAGCUAGGUCAGGAGUACGACCGCAGUGCAACCGCCAUCUCCGCAACCGCAACCAUCAUAACGGCCGCAAGCGGCGGGCCCGGCGGCUCACCCGUACACCAGCAGCAACACCACCACCACCAACCACACCAGCACCAGCAGCAGGUGCCCUCUCGCGGCACAGCUCUCAGCGGGGGACCCAGUGGGCUGCUGCGUUCUUCCCGCUUCGGAAACACAGCUACUGGUAUGGCCGGCGGAGGAGGCGUCAGCUCCCGACGCCUUUCCAUGCUGGUCACCGACAUGCC